AUGCCUGAUGACAACUGCACCCAGGUGACCCAGUUCACCUUCUCGGGGCUCACAGAGCACCCACAACUGAAGCACAUCCUCUUUGCACUCUUCCUGGGCACCUACGUGCUGACGCUAGCGGGAAACCUCAGCCUGACCAUCCUGAUCAGGGUCAGCCCCCAGCUGCACACCCCCAUGUACUUUUUGCUUGGUAGCUUGUCCUUCUUAGACAUUUGCUACUCCUCCACCAUCAGCCCCAAAAUGCUGCUGGACCUUCCAACCAAAACCAAAGCCAUUUCUUUUGCUGGCUGCCUCACACAGUUUUAUUUCUACACUGUAUUUGCCACAGCUGAGAUUUACCUGCUGGCUGCCAUGGCCUAUGACCGGUAUGUGGCCAUCUCCAAGCCCCUUCUCUAUGAAGUUGUCAUGUCUCCUAACGUCUGCAUGAGCCUGGUUGCUGUGUCCUACAUUGCAGGGUUUCUGAAUGCCAUCGUUCACACCAGUGCCCUGCUCCGGCUGUCCUUCUGCAGUCCCUCGGUCAUCAACAACUUCUACUGCGAUGCGCCACCGCUGUUUGUUGCUGCCUCCACUGACACGCGCUUCAACGAGGCUUUAGUGUUUCUGCUUGUGGGUGUCAACAUAUUUGCCAGCAACCUGCUCAUCUUCACCUCCUAUGCCUGCAUCGUGGUGGCCGUGAGCAGGAUGGGCUCUGCCGCAGGCAGGCGCAAAGCCUGCUCCACCUGCGCCUCCCACUUGGCAGCCAUCAUCAUUUUCUAUGUGUCUGGUGCUUUUAAUUACAUGCAACCCAGUUCAUCAAACUCACUGGAGAGCAAGAAAAUCUCAUCCAUCUUUUACACCAUUAUAGUCCCCAUGCUGAACCCCGUGAUUUACAGCCUGAGAAACAAGGAGGUGAAGCAUGCCCUAAGCAGUUUUAUCAGGAGGAAAACGUGCUUCUGA
Opisthocomus hoazin is the source of this 936-nucleotide messenger RNA. Its product is annotated as olfactory receptor 5J3. Gene Ontology annotation, cellular component: membrane. Gene Ontology annotation, molecular function: olfactory receptor activity; G protein-coupled receptor activity. The record is from RefSeq and is a predicted model, not a curated record. Gene Ontology annotation, biological process: G protein-coupled receptor signaling pathway. Lineage: Eukaryota; Metazoa; Chordata; Aves; Opisthocomiformes; Opisthocomidae.